This is a messenger RNA of Trypanosoma cruzi, 882 nucleotides long. RefSeq lists its product as uncharacterized. The transcript has a single exon. Gene Ontology annotation, biological process: late endosome to vacuole transport via multivesicular body sorting pathway. The record is from RefSeq and is a predicted model, not a curated record. Gene Ontology annotation, cellular component: multivesicular body. NCBI's taxonomy places the organism in Eukaryota, Euglenozoa, Kinetoplastea, Trypanosomatida, Trypanosomatidae. The coding region runs from base 1 to 882 and encodes 293 amino acids.
AUGACCACCUCCUCCUCACUUACGGUGAAUGUGCCUGAUCAUUGGGUGGCAACACUGCGUCCGUACUUGCAGCGGGCGGAUGAGUUUGACAAGGUACAACCCGCCAUCUCGUACUUUUUGAGGACACAUGUCGCCCACCUUGCCAUGAAGCAGCGAAAGAAGGACGAUCCUGUUGGGACGCAGUACCUACGACAACUUCUCCAGGUUUUAGAAGCGGAAAAACAACGUCUUGGGCAGGAGGUUACGGAAGUGGAUGGCCGUACGGUAUUGACGAAAACAGCUCUCACGUUAUUUUCGAAGGCAGAUGACGCGGAACGCAGUGGGGCUCCGGCAGAGAUGGGCCUUGUGCGGCUCUUCUUCACCGCCUCCAUUCUACUGGACGCAACGGCGCAGUUUUCAGAGAACGGCGAACUUGACCCCAUCGCAGCGAAGCGACGUGACUACGCGCGUUACAUCGCAGUGCGCAUGAAGAAGGCGAUUGAAAGCGGCACACCGUACGAGAGCCCCAAUGCUCCAGAGACGUCAGGGGGACUCGAUGAAAUGUUCUCAGAGGAUGCGAGCGAUGAUAAAAGGACGCAGGAGCAACAGCCGGGAUUUCCGGCAUCAAUGUAUCAUCCCAUGAUGACGCCCGAGCAACCGCCACCACCACCACCACCACCGCCGUACCAGCCGCCCAACCCUUCACCACCGCCACAACCGCCGGCGCCGGCAGUGCCCAUGAUGGUACCCAACGCCAGUAGUGUAGCAGAUGGUCCUUCAAUGGACGCUAUGAUUAGUGCACAGAAGUGUGCCAAGCAGGCGGUCAGUGCACUGCAAUUUUAUGAUCAUGCCACUGCGCGAAAACAGCUUCUGACCGCAUUGAAAUUUCUUGAUGGGAAGUGA